GAGUUGGGUCGACAACAGACGAGUAACCAUUAGAACGGGGCCAACCAUUGUAUCUUACGGAUGCCCACGGAUCCAGUUUGUAUAUAGUAUACGGCCAUGUGGAUGCGGGGAUUCUGAUAAGUUCGAUGCGCGAAUAUAGAGCUGAAAGUAACUCAACGCGGCCGAUGACGAAAUUCGGUUGUAACGGAUAGAAAUACAAAGUGAUUCGAAGUGAAGUGAUCUGCCCAAGAGAGCCCUCCAUAAAGCCCGUACUAGUACCAGAGUAUUUAAGGCAAAUGUCAUAGUGACAGUGGAAAAGUUUACUCCCUUUAAACGUGAAUAGAAAUCAAACUUGAUCCGAAGAUUAUAAAUCGCUGGCAUUUCCAUCUGGUUUCUUUCUGCGCUAAUGCCGAACUAAUUAUAUUAGAGGCGAGCGCGUGUCCCCCUUCGAGUGAAAAAGCGCUAAUCAACCGCGAUCGCCCCAAAGCCAAUCCUGGCUAUAAAACAAGUCUUCUGUAAUGCAAUCAUCUAUACAUUUGUAUAUGUAGAUAUAGUCCAAUUUAACUCCAUUUAACGUACUUCAACUGCCAUCCAGAAUGCAGUCCAUGAAAGCGGACGAUCUCCCGGAGAAUCCGCGGGAGCACUCCAAUCCCAUCUCAUCGCUCUUGUUCUGUUUCGCCCUUCCCAUACUCUUCGAGGGUCGCAAGAAGACACUGGAACAGAAGGAUCUCUAUAGGGCCCUCAAGGAACACAAAUCAGAUUCCUUGGGUGAUCGAUUGUGCAAGGCAUGGGAUGAGCAGGUGAGGAAAAAUGAGCAACCAAGCCUGCGACGUACCAUGAUGAAGGUUUUCGGGUGGCACUUGGCCCUUACAGGACUUUAUUUAUUCCUGCACGAGUUCCUAACCAGGGUCUCUCAGCCAAUUUGUCUCUUCGGACUCAUGGCCUACUUCUCUGGAAAGGAUCCGGAUCUGACCAAAGCACAGCUCUAUGCAGCGGGAUUGAUUGCUGGAUCCGUGCUUAGUGUUAUGUCAGGUCAUCCCUAUAUGCUGGGGCUACUCCACCUUGGCAUGAAAAUGCGUGUCGCUCUAAGCAGCCUGAUUUAUCGGAAAGCCCUAAGACUAAGUAGAACUGCCUUGGGAGAUACAACCGUCGGCCAGGUCGUCAAUCUCCUCUCCAAUGAUGUCGGACGUUUCGACACUGUCCUAAUCAACGUGCACUACCUGUGGCUGGCUCCACUGGAACUGAUUCUAGUCACCUACCUGAUGUACCUUGAGAUCGGAGUAUCCUCCUUGUUUGGAAUAGCUGUAAUGCUUUUGUUCCUGCCCUUCCAGUCCUAUCUGGGCAAGAGGACCAGUGUCCUGAGAUUAAGGACGGCCCUAAGGACCGACGAGCGUGUCCGGAUGAUGAACGAAAUCAUUUCGGGAAUCCAGGUCAUCAAGAUGUAUGCCUGGGAGAAGCCGUUCGGCAAGUUGGUGGAACUGACUCGCUUCAACGAGAUGGUGUGCAUCAAGAAAGUCAACUAUAUCCGUGGAAUACUCCUAAGUUUCUCCAUGUUCCUGUCGCGCAUCUUUGUGGCCUCGAGCCUGAUCGCCUUCGUCCUUCUGGGAAACAUACUGGAUGCCGAGAAAGCCUUCUUCGUCACUGCCUACUACAAUAUCCUGCGGCGUUCAGUUACGAUGUUCUUCCCCCAGGGCAUCUCUCAGUUUGCCGAGCUCCUGGUCUCCAUUCGGCGUUUGGAGACGUUUAUGCAUCGGCCCGAGACUAAGGUCAGGGAUAAGUCGAUAGCACCGAUUCCUGUUACCAAGUCAGAAUCCCUGAAUGGGGACAGUCCCAAGAGCAAUGGCUUGUCGGACAACCUUAUCGAAUUCAGCCAGUUCCAGGCGAGAUGGGAGAGCCACUCAUUGGAGCCCACACUGGAGGACAUUAAUCUGCAGCUGGGUCGCCGGAAACUGGUGGCUGUCAUUGGACCCGUGGGCGCCGGCAAGUCCAGUCUGAUUCAGGCGGUUCUUGGCGAGCUGCCGGCGGAGAGUGGCCAGCUAAGGGUCAGUGGCAGUUACUCGUAUGCGGCCCAGGAACCCUGGCUCUUUACGGGCACUGUGCGUGAGAAUAUACUCUUCGGCCUAGAGUGGGAUAAGCACCGCUAUCGCACUGUCGUGAAGAAGUGCGCCCUGGAAAGGGACUUUGAACUCCUGCCCUAUGGGGAUAAGACAAUUGUCGGAGAGCGAGGAGCCUCCCUAUCCGGCGGGCAGAAGGCCAGGAUUAGUUUGGCGAGGGCAGUAUACCGGCGAGCGGACAUCUAUCUCCUGGACGAUCCACUCAGCGCAGUGGACACCCACGUGGGACGACACUUGUUUGAUCAGUGCAUGCGCGGCUACCUUCGAAGUGAACUCGUCAUCCUGGUCACGCAUCAGCUUCAGUUCCUGGAGCAGGCGGAUCUCAUAGUUAUCAUGGACAAGGGACGGAUUAGCGCCAUGGGCACCUACUCUUCGAUGAAGCGCAGUGGCUUGGACUUUGCCCAGCUCCUGACAUCGCCGAAUGAAACGGACGAGUCAUUCGACGAGUUGGAGGUGCCACCCGGAGACGGGGUGGACCGUUUGAGUGUGCCAUCGCUGAGCAGGACGGAGAGCCGGGUCAGUAAGCCCAGCACUCGGAACAACAGCUUCACUUCCCUCAGCUCCAUGGCGGAGUCGAUGGCCCAGGAGGCGGCGCUGCAGAUGCAGGAGACCCGCGUGGAGGGCAAGAUCGGCCUGGGACUGUACAAGGAAUACCUCACAGCCGGCAGUAGCUGGCUUCUGCUCCUCUUCAUCCUGUUUCUCUGCCUGGCCACCCAGAUCCUGAGCUCCGCGGCGGACUACUUCUUGGCCUAUUGGGUGGACAAAAAUCAGGAUAAGGCGGACAUGAAAACAGAUCCGGAGGACAUGUACUACUUCACCGCCCUUAACAUAGCCGUGGUGGUGUUCACCAUUGUUCGGACGAUGCUCUUCUACCAGAUGGCGAUGCGGAGUUCCAAGCAACUGCACAACGCCAUGUACCGGGGCAUCACCCGGGCGGCCAUGUACUUCUUUAACACGAAUCCCUCGGGACGCAUCCUCAAUCGCUUCUCCAAGGAUCUGGGCCAGAUUGACGAGCUGCUGCCCUCCGUUAUGCUGGACGUGGUGCAGGUAUUCCUCACCCUGAGCGGCAUCGUCGCUGUGAUCUGCAUAACGAAUCCCUACUACUUCAUCCUGACCUUCGCCUUGGGAGUAGUUUUCUACUACAUCAGAGACUUUUACCUGAAGACCUCCAGGGAUGUGAAGCGACUGGAGGCGGUGGCCAGAUCGCCGAUAUACUCGCACCUGAGCAUCACCAUUAGCGGCCUGCCCACUAUCCGGGCCCUGGGAGCUCAGAAGCAACUGAUUGCGGAAUUUGACAAUCUGCAGGAUCUCCACAGUUCCGGAUACUACACGUUCCUGGCCACGAAUCGAGCGUUCGGCUACUACCUGGACUGCUUCUGCACCUUGUACAUUGUGGUCAUCAUCCUGAACUACUUCAUCAAUCCUCCGGAAAGUACUGGAGAGGUGGGCCUGGCCAUCACCCAGGCGAUGGGCAUGACCGGCAUGGUGCAGUGGGGCAUGCGGCAGUCGGCGGAGCUGGAGAACACGAUGACCGCCGUGGAGCGGGUGGUGGAAUACGACGAGAUCGAGCCGGAGGGCGAGUUCGAGUCCAGGCCGGGCAAGAAGCCAUCGCCGAGCUGGCCCGAACAGGGCGAGAUUGUGGCCGAGGACCUGUGCCUCCGCUACUUCCCGGAUCCGCAGUCCAAGUACGUUCUCAAGGCCCUCAACUUCCAGAUCAGGCCCCGCGAAAAGGUCGGCAUUGUGGGACGAACUGGCGCCGGCAAGUCAUCACUGAUCAACGCACUCUUCCGACUCUCCUACAACGAAGGCACCAUCACCAUCGAUGACCGGGACACGGCCGAGAUGGGACUCUUCGAUCUGCGCAGCAAAAUAUCCAUCAUCCCGCAGGAGCCAGUUCUCUUCUCGGGCAGCAUGCGCUACAACCUGGAUCCGUUCGAGGAGUACCAAGACGCCAAGUUGUGGGAGGCCCUGGAGGAGGUGAAGCUGAAGCCACUGAUCUCCGAGCUUCCCAGCGGACUGCAGAGCAAAAUCAGCGAGGGCGGAACCAACUUCAGCGUGGGCCAGCGCCAGCUAGUAUGUCUGGCCAGAGCCAUUCUCCGGGAGAAUCGUGUUCUGGUCAUGGACGAGGCCACCGCCAAUGUGGAUCCACAGACGGACGCCCUGAUCCAGGCAACUAUAAGGAGCAAAUUCCGGGACUGUACGGUCCUGACGAUUGCCCAUCGACUCAAUACCAUCAUGGACUCCGACAGAGUGCUGGUAAUGGAUGCGGGACAUCUGGUGGAGUUUGGUUCGCCUUACGAACUCCUAACUGCCACCGAAUCCAAGAUCUUCCACGGCAUGGUGAUGGAAACGGGGCAGUGCAGCUUCGAUAGCCUCUUCAAAGUAGCCGAAAAGGCUCAUCUGGACACUCAGAAGCCAAAAGCCGAGUAGGUUCCAACGAGACCUCCACUUGGACACAAAAAAAGUUCUCAUUUCCUGGCUGUAAGCCCUGCAAAGUGUACCUAAUCCAGCCAGCUGCAUUUAAGUUAAUUUACUACUUAAAGUAUUACUCCCUCGAACCGUAAAUACUUACGAAACUUCCAUGUGGUACUUGUACUGUAAAAUACAUACAUAAAGUCAGCUCCAUUAAACUUUUAAAUAUACCGCCAAAAAACCUC
Drosophila ananassae is the source of this 4750-nucleotide messenger RNA. It is a transcript of the gene Mrp4, whose product is annotated as probable multidrug resistance-associated protein lethal(2)03659. NCBI's taxonomy places the organism in Eukaryota, Metazoa, Arthropoda, Insecta, Diptera, Drosophilidae. Gene Ontology annotation, molecular function: ATP hydrolysis activity; ATP binding; ABC-type transporter activity. The transcript is spliced from 8 exons. Gene Ontology annotation, cellular component: membrane. The coding region runs from base 576 to 4523 and encodes 1315 amino acids. Gene Ontology annotation, biological process: transmembrane transport. The record is from RefSeq and is a predicted model, not a curated record.